GUACACGUGGAAACGUCCUUCAUUUCUGCCCAACGGAGCAAACGGGCGCCGAGCGACACCCCCCGCGCUCCCACGCCACUUGGGCAUUUCUGGAAGAGGCCCCGCCCACUUUGAGCCACGUGGUCGGCGGCGGGGUCCGCUCAAAGCCGGCUGCUGGGUCUGCGCUCCGCCGGGGGCUCGGGAUGGCGGCGACCCCGUCCGCCGGUGCUGCUCGGUUCUCUUGUCCCCCCGAUUACACAGCGAUACCCCCAGCCUCAGAAUCCCGUUUCUCCCUGGAGGAGCUGUCUGGCCCAGAUACCCAGCUGUGGCUUAUCCAGGCCCCUGCAAACUUUGCUCCAGAAUGCCUCAACGGGCGGCUGGUGCCUCUCUCUGGCUCCCAGACAGUGAAGGGCAAGUUGGCAGGACAGCGGCUGCGCUAUCAGGUCCUCAGCAGCAGCGGUCCCCGGGCAGGAGAAGCAACCCUGCUGGCUCCUUCAGCCCAUGCAGGCGGUGGACUUACUUGUGCCCCGACCCCCCAGGGCAGCCUAAGGAUCUUUGAGAGUCCCCCAAAAUCCCUAUCAGGGACCCCUCUGCAGCCCAUCCCAAUGAACCCCCCACCACAGAUCCCUCCUGGCCUGAGGCCUCGAUUCUGUGCCUUUGGGGGCCAACCACCAGUCACAGGGCCUGGGUCAACUCUGGCCCUGAAGCCACCUGUAUUGGGGAAGAGGAAGAAGAAGAAGCAGAUGCCAGAGGCCGAGGCCUCCCAGGAGGCAGUGAAUGGGUAUGAGGCCCUGGAGGUGGACACAACUCUGAGGUCCCUCAAAGUCGAUGUUGGGAAGAAGAAGAAGAAAAAGCUGCCAACAGAGGUGGCGGAGCCUGCAAUGACAGAGCCCACAGCUGAGCUGCUGGGGCCUCUGGGAGUCCUAGUCCCACCCUCCACGAAGAGGAAGAAGCCCAAAGCAGUUGACCCACAGGUCGGGGUGCCAGAACCAGAAGGACAGAUGGCCGAGCCAGAGCUGGCGGUGAAAACAGAGCCUCCUGAAGAGGCAGCCCCUUCCCCAGGCAGGAAGAGGAAGAGGAAAAAAGAGGCAGGAGUGGAGCUGGUGGAGGGGACGGUGGCCGGACCUCAGCCACAGGUGAAGGUGGAGCUGCAGGAGGAAGCCCUCUCACUGCUCCCCAAAAAGAAGAAGAAAGAAAAGAGGCAGAGCGCAGGGUCGGAGCCGGGGGCUGAGGCUGGGGAGCCAGAGAGGCCGCCUCUGGCGCUCUGUCCCCAGAAAGCAGAGCCCGAGCUGCCAGGUGACGACAGGCCUCAGGCCGAGGCAGCUCUGGUGUCCUCCAAGAAGAGGAAGAAGAAAGAAAAGUGGCAAAGUGUAAUGCUGGAGCCGGCGACAGAGGUGGCAGAGUCUGAGCUGCCAGGUGACCUUGAGCCUCAAGUAGCUCCAGUAUCUACCAAAAAGAAGAAGAGAGAAAAGGAGCACAAAAUGACAGAGCCAGAGACCGAGAUGACUGAGCCACCAUGGGGGACAGGGGAGCCUGAGGUCAGCGCAGCACCAGGCCUGACCAGGAAGAAACCGCGGGGUCAGGAAGGCGGCGAGGUGCCAGAGGGGGUGCCCCCGGAGGAGAUUCCAGGGCCACUGCUGAAUCUGGAGCCCAGGGAGGCGGCUCCCGCAGGACCAGAGAAGAAGAAGAAGCACAAGAGGAAGCCUCAGCUGGAGCCUGGAGCCCUCCCCCAGGGAAACUGAGGAACCAAAACCACCCAGGGCAUCAGAAGGUGAGCAAAGCGACGAACCCAGAACCUGCCCAGCAACCCAGCAGGAGCCUGGCCCCAGAGAAUGCUUUAUUGUCACGCUGGAGGUGGCAGCUGUUCAUCGGGGCACUUUGAGGAAGGGCUCGUGGAGGACAUCAAACAGCCUGCGGGCCUGGGGUGGGGAGCGAAAGGAACCAUUCAUUAAAGAGGCCACGUGUUUGCUGCGUG
Molecule: messenger RNA, 1954 nt
Organism: Ictidomys tridecemlineatus (thirteen-lined ground squirrel)
Lineage: Eukaryota; Metazoa; Chordata; Mammalia; Rodentia; Sciuridae
Gene: Polr1g
Product: RNA polymerase I subunit G
Biological process (GO): transcription by RNA polymerase I
Cellular component (GO): RNA polymerase I complex
Molecular function (GO): RNA binding
Source: RefSeq, a predicted model, not a curated record